CAUGGUUAAACCUGUGGCUGUCCAACAUGAAGCUGUCUCUUGCUUUCUUUCUUCUCCUUUCUCUUGUUCUGUUCGUAGAUGUAAGCGAUGGAAGCAGGAAAGAUCAAGGGAAGUAUUGGAAAAAGAUGAUGAAAAAUGAAGAAAUUCCAGAGAUGUUGAAAGAGCUGUUGUUUGAUGAUUCAAUGGUGGAGAAUCAAAAGCAACGGUUUAUGAACAACUUUGAUCCUCAUCCAAAUGCUAUUAUAUACCAUGCUCAUGCUCAUGCUCAUGGCCAUGGGGCUGCUACUCCUAGGCGUAAUAUUGAUAUCAAAUUCAACCCCACCGGUGCCAAUUCAGCACCAUGAUGAUACCCUUCUAAGCCCCAUGUGUGCAUGUCUGCCGGGGGAAGUGUUGUGGUUAAGAAUAACUUACUAGGCUUUUCAUGUUUGUGUAAAUUAAUACAUUUAGUGUGUGGUUUCUUUUGAUGGGUUUUUGGGGUUUGAGGUCUUGGGAUUCUUCUUUCUUUUUGUCUCUUGUGUUUGUAUGAUGAAUUGGGGUUGUUUGUACUC
Molecule: messenger RNA, 548 nt
Organism: Cucurbita pepo subsp. pepo (vegetable marrow)
Lineage: Eukaryota; Viridiplantae; Streptophyta; Magnoliopsida; Cucurbitales; Cucurbitaceae
Product: organ-specific protein P4
Source: RefSeq, a predicted model, not a curated record